AAAUCAAAACAUGUUUGGUCCCGAAAAUUGUAAACAUUACUGACUAUAAGAAGAGCAAUACCGACCACACUUAAAUGAAGCUCAAAUGCAAAUAAGUCAGGGAAGCAAACUCAAAAUUUACAGGACUCAAGGUUCCACAUAAGAUGCAGUCCCUUGAUGUUUGUAAAAAGACAUCUGGUAAAGUAUGGCACAGAAAACCAACACCAUCACAUGAUAAUGGUUUAAUGAUACAGAUCACAAACAGUCAGCCAAGUACAUUAUCACAUGUUGGUAAAAAUGUCCGAUUUCUUCACACUGCAUUUGACAGUAAUGGUGACAGUUUUGUCGCAGGGGACCAUCAGGGACAUGUAUUCAUGUUUGAUAUUACUAAAAACAGGUUUUCCUUGGUUCAAAAGCUAGGCCAUCCAUGUACAGCAUUGGCCUUUGACCUGAGAAGGAAAUCUGAGUUUUUGAUUGGACUAUCAGAUUACUCAUUGAAAUGCUAUGAUGUUGAUACAAAAGAGAUGGUUGCUUGGAUGAAAGGACAUGAAUCUGUGAUAGGGAAUAUAUCAGUGCAUGCCUCAGGAAGGUAUGCAUUGACAACAUCUACAGAUGCUGCUCAGCUGUGGGAUCUUGAUACUUUCCAGAGGAAAAGAAAACUUAAUAUCAAAGAAGAUGUUGGCAUUGUUCAGGUUUCUUUCUUGCCACUUAGUAACACAAUCAUCACUGCAUUUAAAGAUGACACAAUAUUUGCAUGGGAAUCAGAUACAUUGAAUUGUAAAUACCAGUUACCCAUACCUCCAGGGAAAAAACCAAGUUACAGAAGUUUUGCUGCUACAAAAGAUGGCAGGGUUUUAGCAGCAGGAGGUAGAUCUAGAUUUAUUCACCUGUGGGAUCUUGAUACACACAGAUUGUUGCGUAUUGUAGAAUUGCCUACUAAAGUCACAUCAGUUAAACAACUCAACUUUCUUCCUGACAAAUUUGAUGCAGGACAAAAUCAGACCCUUGGUGUUUUAAGUCAGGAUGGAAUAGUGAGAUAUAUAAACAUUAAUUCAUGUAAACUACUAUUUGAUGUUGGCACCAUUGAUAACAAGGUCAACAACUUCUCUAUCAGCCCAUCAGGACGUCACAUGGUUUCUACAAUGGAAGAUGGCAGUAUCCAUGUCUAUGAUCUACAUGUAGUCUCAGAUGAAAUAGGAAAGCCACCUGCUCCUUUGGUCAAGGUAGUUAAAGAAAACAAAAUGUCAGAUACAGUUGCGUCAGAUCAGUCUUCAAAAUCACAGAAACAGAAAGGGGCAAGGGCAAAAGGCAAAGAAAACAGGCGAAAUCAACCAGAUUUUCAAAUGGAAAAAGAACUUCCAGAACAACUCAAUAUGGAAAAAUUAAAAGCCAUUCUAAAGGGAUAUGGGGAAUACCCAGCUAAAUAUAGAAUGUUUAUAUGGAGAUCUAUUUUAAGAUUACCAGAAAAUCACACAGCAUAUGCAGCAUUAGUUGACAAAGGAACACAUCCUGCUUAUGCUAAAAUACAUGAAGAAUAUCCAAUUAAAAGUAGAAGACUUCUACGCAUUUUACAAAGAAUUUUAUCAGCCAUGGCACAUUGGUCACCUAUAUUUGGAGAGACACAAUAUCUUCCAUGUUUAGCUUUUCCAUUUGUUAAGUUAUUCCAGAACAAUCAUUUAGUGUGUUUUGAAAUCUUGUCAUCCAUCAUGAUGAACUGGGCAGAUCAUUGGUUUGAAUACUUCCCUAAUCCACCAAUCAACAUACUGGGAAUGAUAGAGAAUGUUUUAGCUUACCAUGAUAAAUAUUUACUGCAACAUUUUGUUAAAUACUCAGUCACAUCUCAGGUUUAUGCUUGGCCAUUACUGGAGACAUUAUUCUCAGAAGUUCUAACAAGAGAUGAAUGGUUGAUGUUAUUUGACAAUGUGUUCUCUAACCACCCCUCCUUCCUGUUGAUGGUGGUUGUAGCCUAUGCCAUGUCAGCCAGAGGUCCUCUCAUGCAGUGUAUAGAAUUAGAUGAUUUUAAAUAUUUUUACCACCAUAGAAAUGCAGUAGAUAUUAAACAUGUGAUCAAGGAAGCCUACAGACUGAUGGAAUCUACACCUAAAGACAUACAUCCUGAGAAGACAUUGGAAGACUUUAAACCUCUUACUGUAGGACAAUAUCCUGUCUUCAAUAAAUAUCCUAAAUUUAUUGUGGAUUAUCAGGUACAAGAAAGAGAAAGGAUAAGGCAUGAAGAGAUGGAAUAUAUGAGACAAAAACAUUUGUCUUUGGAAAUGCAGAAAGAAACACAGAAACGACAACAAGAGGAAGAAGCAUGGUACAGACAACAACAGCUCCUCCUGGAGGCAGAGGAUAAAAGAAGAAAACUUAUCCAAGAUGAGGAAGUGAAACUUGUAGAUCAAAGAAAGAGAUUGUAUGCCAUGAACAGAGAAGUGAAAUUAAAAGAACUACAAUUAUUAGAUGCAGCAAGAAGAAAGUUUUUACAUUUCCAGAAACAACAAAGAGAAUCUGAACUGAAGAGACUUGAUGAUGAGGUUCAAAGAAAGGCCUUACAAAGAGACCAAGAAACAGAAACAGCUAUGGAAGAGGCAGAAAUUAGAAACUUAGAAUUACAAUUACAAAAGAAAAUGUUUGAACAGGAUUUAUUUAGAGAAUUUGCUACAUCAUCUCAUCAUCUAAGAACUGAACAAGAUAUGCAUCGUAAACAGGCUGAGCUAGAGGAAAGAAUACAGGAAAAAUUGAGGGAUGCAGAAAGAGAAAGGCAAAUGGAAAUUAGAAAGACCUUACAAGAUGGUUUAGCAAAAUCAUCACAACAGAAUAUUGAAGCUUGGGCUUCAAAUGAGUAUGAGUCUAGACGUAGGCUGCAGGAUCUAGAAAGAGAGACAAUGUCAUUACAACUUGCCAAGAGGAAUGCAGAAAAUAGGUCAUUAGAGAAAGAAGUGCAGGAUUUAAUGACAAAAGUUCAGGAUAGAAAGGAUACAGAGACAGAAGUUGCUCACAUGGAACUGUAUGAACAGAAACAGGAUGCAGCAGAAAGUGGCCAGAGACGAUUAAGAUUAUUGGAAGAAGAGGGAUAUGUUGCACAUGAGCAUGGGAAAUCUCUCACACAAGAUGCCUUAUAUAAUUUAAAUAAUAAUAGUACAAGACUUGGAAAUACCACAUUAAACAGCACAAAACAGUCAGAUCUUUAUCAGACUUUACAGACUACAUCUAAUUCUUCUGGAGUUUCUUUAGAAAGAAGUGGUCGUGCUUUUGAUGAGAAGGAAAUAGCUCUAUUAAAUGAAGUCAGAAGAUUAAGACAAAGACUUGCCUUAGAGAACAGAUCAAAAAGGCCACCAGCUGUACCUUGUGAAUAACCAAAAAAAUUUAGUAUCCGUCCAAUGACCAAAUCUUUGUCAAGCUAGAUUAUAUUCUUGCAUUUAAUAAACAAUACUGCCAUAACAUUUUAUAAUCAAUUUCAGAUAAGGAAUAAAAUCAAAGCUUUUAAUCCCUUUGGAGAUAAGGUUUAUUUCAAUCAGUCAUGUUUAUAAAAGGUGCUCUUGCUAUAUAAAGUAUUAAGAUUAUUCUUAGACUAAAAUAAAGUCUUAAGUUUUCUUAUAUGUGGUGGGUUAGGUUAGCAUACAGUGAGUUAGAUGUAUUUUUAAGAAAUAUAUUAGAUACUAUUGGGUUUACUAAGGUAUGACAUUGGCAGUUCCAGAACAGGGGUAUGGGGUUAAAAUUCAUGAUUUUUUUUAUCCAUCAACCACCCCCUCUUUUCCUUGCAAUUUCUGGAUCUGUGGCUUUAUAAUUAUAUUUAUACAUAAAAAGUUUCAAAGAAUGAGUUUUUAGUAGUUUUUUUGUUAAAAACAUUGAUAUGAUAGAUGUAGAACAUUUGUAAUAAUGGAUAUUUUGAAUUUUUAAAGACAAACGUGUACUUUACACCAAAAAAUUUGAAUAUUUAUAUUAAUUACCAUUAUAGUCUUGAAUGGAUUUAAAACAAAGGAUGCCGAUUUUUAUGCCUGAAAUACAAUACAGGCACAUAUUGUUGUCUAAUCUGUGGGCCUCUCCAUCUAUUCAUCAGUCCUGUUCAGGUUAAAGUUUUGUAUGGCUUAAGGUUGCUGACCAUAAAGUUGUGGUUACAUAAAAUUGAAACUAAGUACAAAUGUUCAUUAUAAUGUGAGGUUUUUAAAAUAUAUGCCAAAUUAGGGUUUCACCAUUCUCUGAACAUGAAAAUGUAUUAUUAUUCUGGUUUUGACAAAUAUUUUAUGAAAAUGAUAUUACAGACUGGAUUUGCAUUUAUUGGAUGCCAAAGUUGCUCUCAAGUCUCUUUUCCAACAAUUACAUAUUGUUUGGUCUUUGAUAGGUAGCUGUCACAUUGGCAAACAUAACACAUCCCCUUAUCUUUAUAUGAAGACUGUCCUAAUCUAUGUAAUAUUGUAUAUAAGAAUGGCUAGAAUUCAACUGUAAGUUGCAACUGGUAUAUCAUUGUAAAUUGUCAUUGAUUGUAAUAAAUUGUACAUAGAGUCUAUUUAUUGUAUUAAAAGGAAAUACAAAUAAA
This is a messenger RNA of Mytilus californianus (California mussel), 4516 nucleotides long. RefSeq names its product TBC1 domain family member 31-like. Bases 144 to 3335 code for a protein of 1063 amino acids. Gene Ontology annotation, cellular component: centrosome. The record is from RefSeq and is a predicted model, not a curated record. The transcript has 24 exons. Gene Ontology annotation, molecular function: protein binding. Lineage: Eukaryota; Metazoa; Mollusca; Bivalvia; Mytilida; Mytilidae.